GAUAAAAGAUAGCGGUGACUGAACAGAUGCCAGUGUUCACCCGACCUGUCGGCUGACAGUCUCGCGUACUCGCCCCCGGUGUGCGUCGGAUACGUCAAUCGACGGUCGCGAAUAAAAAAAAAAAAAGAAAAGAGAAAAAGAUAAAAUAGAAGUGAAGUAAAACAUCGAAUCAAAGAAAGUCAUUCGCGAGCGUAGAAGGUGAAAUUAUCGUGCGAUGACAAAGUCGAGGAACGUUUGAAGAUGUCGAGAGGAAAUCACCGAGACCUUCCGGAAAAUCGUUCUCCACUAAGUUUCAAACAGUUGACGAAAUUGACGCGUGAGAACAGUCAACGAAAAAGAUUCUUAGGAUAGAACCGAUCAGUGAGAUUGAUGAUAGGUGCGAUGGAUAAAAUACUCGACAUGGUUUGAUGAUCAUUGAAAAGAACAAGGAUUCCUUCUCUCGUUUUGAUCAUCGUCUAGACCGAAGACGUACUCGGUGACCAGUUGGUGAAUUGAAGUUCAACGAUCGUCAUUCAUCAGGUCCAAUUGAAUGAGCUAAAGGAUAGAUCCUUUGAUGGAAGAAUGACUGGCUGCCGGUGGAAUUCUUCGAUAGCCGAAGGCGUUCACCACCAAAGCGAACGUAUCACAACAGCCACGAAUCAUGCAUGAUGAACGGUGCGACUAGGCUCGAUCAGGAUUGGAUGAUAAUGGUCGAGUUACGAGGUGGCACCGGAAUGACGAGCGGUCUCAGUGGUCGAUCAUCGAGUCGUCUCCAUUACACGAUACUCACGAUUUUGGACACAGUUUUCUCAGCUACCGUCGCGGCACCAGCUGUGGUCGGUUACUGGAGAGGAACAUGGGGUUUGAGCGACGUCUACGUUCAUCCCGAGGAUCCGGUACUGAGUAGCCUGACCUCGAUACUGAUCGGUUUCGUCGGCUUGUACGCGUUCAACGUGGUCCAACAUGUUCUCAACGAUCUGUUGCACCCGGACAAACACAGAUUGUCGUACUAUGUUGGAUCCAGGUUGUACACAGCCGUUUUCGGCUUUUGCUGCGUAAAUGCAUGGCGUGGCGCGUGGCAAGCCCUCGAUCUGUACACGGAACUCACAGCCGGCACCGUUUUCGCCACCACCGCUGUUAGUCUACUGGCAUUGGCCAUCAUGCGGGCCGUGAGGAACAUUUCCGCGCCGCCCUUUUCACUUUGCCUCGACUCCUGUCCUGGAUACUUCGAAGUGCAGACCAUGUUCCGGGUGAACAACACGAGGGACUGGUCGUUGUACUUAUUGGAUUGUGCCUUCAGCGUGGGUGUCGUUGGUACUUUGGUCGUAUUCGUUUGGAGAGGUGUUUGGAUGCUUCUCGAUCUCUACCUAUUCCCAGAGGAUCGAGAGUACUCCGCCAUUGGAUCUCUAGCCAUUGGAUACGGGAUAGUGACGGUGACGUUUUCCCUACAACCACUGAUGAGACACGUGUGUGCUCGUCUUCAAGGUUUGCCCCGUUUGAUAGCAGCGGACAGCUUUCUGUUGCUCAGCUUCCUGGGCACCGUGAACGUGUGGCGUGGUAUUUGGAACAUCCUGGACCUUUGGUUGUUACCAGAUAAUCCAGAAUUAUCCUGCUGGAUCACCCACGUUGGAUGCUUCGUUUUCCUCGUACUUCUAAACUGCAGCAACUCCAUCCUCGUCAGAGGCGUUUACAUCGACGCCGAAGAGGACGACGGCAAAUGCGUCGCGUUUCCAUGCCAUUAUCUUCGAUUAUUCUUUAAGGUCGAACGCGAAAAGAAAGAAGCGAGACGACGAAACCUGCUGGUAGCCUCGAAGGACUUCCGGCCCCGUGCCGACGGAAAUGCCAAAGAAACCGAGAACGGAGUGUUUUUACCGAACAGCAAUGCCACCACCAUUUUACCAACAAACCCGGAAUCUCUCGUUUAAUUACGAACAUUCCGCAACGAGGAAUCUGUUGAUCCCGAUCAUCGUCAGAAGGGAACGUAUCUCUUCGAGUUUGUGCCAAACCGGUGAUCGUGCAGUGACAUUUCAAACGUUCGAACACUUUCCACGAACUUCUCUUAACGAAUCUGUCGAAUAAUAAGGCUGUAACGAGCGAAUAGGCAGGUAAAAAACCGAGGGAAUAUGAGCAUACGAUCGACAGAUAGAUGAUGUAGGUAGACACGCAAAAUAGACACUUAGGGAAUUGAUUAAGUUAGAUGGACAAUUAGAGUGGGCACAAACAGGAUUUCAAAUUCAACGAUGGACCAAGUGAAUGGCUGUGAACGAGUAACGUGUACCAAUUGCACGUAAUUGAUGUUUCUUUUUACGGUCGAGUGGGCUUCGUAAUGAGUGUAUCAAAUGAGUGGAUAAAAAAGAAAAUGCAUAGGAGCUGUUUACCGUGUUUAAUGUAAGUUGUACAGAAUAUACGUAAUACUAGGGCACAUGUGUAUACACGUGGCGUGGUACGAUUACGCGACUGUUCAUUCAUAAUGAUUCCACUGAACGAAUGGUGCCUUGACACUCGAGUAACGGUUCAAGAAUCGUAAGAUGCUGACCGGCUUAGAAAUCGACGAAAAUACUCCUAAACGAUCCGUUUUGACAAGAUUAAAGGAUUUUGGUAAUUAAAUUCUUAAAGGGGUAUAUCUGCCUAGGAUCAUCGAAGAACUUUUGAAAAUUUUUUUUAGAAAAAUUUCUAUACCUAUUGGAAUAUAAUUAUUUUUAUUUUGUUAAAGGUAUCUUUAGGAAUUUUUCAGAAUUUUUUUAAACAGAAAUAAUAAAAAAUGGAGGAGAUAUUAAUUUUUCCAGGGGUGCUUUUGCUUUAUCAAGUGGAAUCUUUGGAAACAUUAUUUUCUCGAUUCAUUCAAAAUUUUAUGUUUCUAGAUAGAUUGUACCCUUUUGAUCCGAAGAUAAGGAAACUCGACAGCGUUGAAUCCUGCAGGAUUUCUAGUCAUCUAAUCAUACGUUAACCACCGCUUUCAAAUGCGUCGAUAUCUGUCGAUCGAUCGUAUCGAAUUUAUCUGAUAUUUCUCCUUUUUUUUUUCUUCUUCUUUGUCACACACUUAUGAUUAUAUUUUGCGAUCCUAGAGUUAGAUGAGACCUUGAUGAUGACAAUGGUAAUAGACUGGACACGAUCAUUAUAAAUGGGUUACAACCUUCUCCCCCGCAUCCUGUACACCCCGCAGAUUUUGCUCUUGUACAUCAAUUACGACGUCAUGGCGUACUAAUAAUUAAUUAACUGGAAUAAUGACGGGACAAUGGGCGGCUGGCACAUCGAUGGGAAGUGGCUAGUUCGACGAUAAGCGGACUGCCCUCCUGGCCUACAUUUAAUAUUUUCACAAUGAACAAUACGAUGGGCCUUCGAGCCGGAAGUUUUCCUACGAUGUUCCGUAGAAAAGCGGAAUCGAUCGGGUUCGAUCGAGUGAAAUCAAUCGCGUUGUGCUGCCUCUUUCGUAUUAAGACGAUAAACGAGCAGGGUGUUUCGUGUGAAAGAAAGAAUAAUACCUAUGUAAUAUUUAUAGGCAACUCUUAUCACGGAACAUUGAAAUAAAAGAAAUAAGCUGACGAAUGUUGAAACAAGUAUUUACAUGUUGUAUAAUAAAAAGGUUUUAUCUUUUUGA
Osmia lignaria (orchard mason bee) is the source of this 3577-nucleotide messenger RNA. RefSeq lists its product as uncharacterized. NCBI's taxonomy places the organism in Eukaryota, Metazoa, Arthropoda, Insecta, Hymenoptera, Megachilidae. Gene Ontology annotation, cellular component: presynaptic membrane. Gene Ontology annotation, biological process: neuron-neuron synaptic transmission; neuromuscular synaptic transmission; clustering of voltage-gated calcium channels. The record is from RefSeq and is a predicted model, not a curated record.